UCCGUACCCUGACCUCCAGCUCGUUCGGACGCAAGUGUAAGCCCAUAUGCUCUUCGAGGGAAUGGAUGAUUCUGGUAUCCUGCCAGCUCCCAGAAAGUUCCUGACGUUUCGCCCAUCCUCCACAACCUGAGAGACCGUCAUAACCAAAUCAAGGACACGCCAUCAUUCGGCGCUCAAACUCAAUCGAUCCUCCGCUGAGAAAUCAAGGUAGGGCUUAUUGGUGCUUGGCGAUUUGUGUCGCAGUUUGCGGUUUCCCCUAUCGUGCUCUCCUAGAUAAUCCUGUAUUGUUUGCAUCCCACAUGCAUGGAUAUCGUUACCUCCAAUCUGUCUUAUAUUUUUAAUAUGCUUGCUUGUUCUUGAGGAAACGAUAUGCAUAUGUGCGGUUUCCUCCCAUGGAAAUGAGAUACCGGUAAAUUUAGGAAGACAUAUGGAUAUGGUGUGUUCGAAUUUCUUCUUCAUCUUCUCUAGAGCCGACCCGUGGACAUGAUUUGUAUGUGUGUGGCAAUCAAGUUAUCAUGUCCUUGGAUAUGCUUGCUAAUUCAUAGGUCAAUUGAUGCGAAGAUCGGAUCCAUGGUAUCGUUUUGUGAAAGCCAACACAAAAUCGUUCUUCGCGCGAACAAAAAUUUCUCCUCGUUUCUUGCUGCAUUCUGAUUUUUUUUUUUUGAGGUAAACAUUCUGAAUUUCUAAUCAAUUCUAUCUGCGUUUUCUGCAUGCCUCUUGCUGUAUGGUUUCAGAUAUAUGUUGGCACUUGAGAAUCAUUUAAUUAAUUAAUUGUAGUAUAUUCAAGCUCCGUGAACUUCAUGGUAUAUAUUUGUGGAUGCCAAACAUAUAACUGGUGCAUGCUUAUUCUGGUGAAUCUGUUGUUUGAGUAAAGAUUGCAGGCAGCUAGCACAUCGAUUCCAUGGGGGCAAGUGCGAAAUCUCUUGUGGAAACUGCAGCCAGACAGAUCAAGCCUGUCAAUGGACUGCCAAGGCUGAUGACGAUUACUACUCCCCAGAAGCAUGAGAAGGAGAUCAGGUCUACUAAGUCGGCCCUCACAAAAGAUGAAAACGCCGAGCCCCUCGUUGCUUUUAGCCGACCACCUCCCAUGCCACCCGUUCUAGGCCCCCUGAUCGCGCUCUCGCUCUUUCAAACUUCAUCUAGUGAUGAAGACAGCAAAUGAGUCAGCCAGGGAGCUACCAUGGCUGAUCUUUGAGUUGGUAACUUUCCAGAGGCAAGCCUUGUACAUAUUGCGAAGCUGUGGUGAUGUUACUCCUCUGUAGUAGUCUAGUACUGUAUGUAGUAGCUUAGUAGGCAAUCUGAAGUCUGAAGAAUGUUGUAGUAGUAAAGUGUAGUAACUUUUCAGAAUUUUGAGUUCUCAGUUCCACGACUCCUACCUGGGGUCGGCUCUGUUGUGUAUUGACGUGCUCGUUCUCGGGUUACUGGUCCUCUUCGUCGCGGUCUGCCUCAUACAGGUUUCCAUCUUGCUCAUGUGCGAAUGGUACGACGGCAAUACGGAAGGAAACAGAUUCCUAAAUAGCCUGAAUGCCUGAUCCAGUCAGAUGGAGAUUUUCAGGAUCUUGUUCAUCCGAUUAUGUAGUCGGAUUCUCUCUAUGGUAUUGGGAUUCGGAAUUAUAGCAUGUAAGUGCUGACUGCUGAAAGCAAAGUAUAUAAAUUGGCAUUUGCAAGUUGUUGUCUUCA
This is a messenger RNA of Lolium perenne, 1680 nucleotides long. The record is from RefSeq and is a predicted model, not a curated record. Lineage: Eukaryota; Viridiplantae; Streptophyta; Magnoliopsida; Poales; Poaceae.